Molecule: messenger RNA, 1572 nt
Organism: Magnolia sinica
Lineage: Eukaryota; Viridiplantae; Streptophyta; Magnoliopsida; Magnoliales; Magnoliaceae
Product: probable beta-D-xylosidase 5
Exons: 3
Biological process (GO): arabinan catabolic process; xylan catabolic process
Cellular component (GO): plant-type cell wall
Molecular function (GO): xylan 1,4-beta-xylosidase activity; alpha-L-arabinofuranosidase activity
Source: RefSeq, a predicted model, not a curated record
ACAGGGUUGGAUUUAGAUUGUGGAGAUUUCUACCCUAAGUACACAAAGCCAGCCAUUGAUCAAGGAAAAGUCAGAGAGUCUGAUGUAGACAAGGCUCUAAAAAAUCUAUAUAUUGUUCUGAUGAGGCUUGGGUACUUUGAUGGCAGUCCUCAAUAUAAGGACCUAGGAAAGGAUGAUGUGUGCUCUGAAGAGCACAUUGAGUUAGCAGCUGAUUCAGCUCGGCAAGGAAUUGUUCUACUCAAGAAUAACAACCUCCUACCUUUGAGCCCCACCAAGUACAAGAAGUUGGCGGUUGUAGGCCCUCAGGCCAAUGCCACCAAGGCCAUGAUUGGAAACUAUGCAGGCAUCCCAUGCAGGUAUGUCUCUCCCUUAGAAGGCCUCUCCAAGUACGCAGAGGUCGACUACAAGAUGGGCUGUGAUCAGAUCAUAUGCCGCAACGAGACAUUCAUCUUCCAUGCCGUCGAGGCAUCGAAGCAUUCGGAUGCUACAAUCAUUUUCGUUGGAUUGGAUUUGUCCGUCGAGAAUGAGGGUUUGGAUCGUACCAAUCUCGUCCUUCCCGGCUACCAAACACAGCUUAUUAGAGAGAUUGCCGAUGCCGCUAAGAGCCCCGUCAUUGUCGUUGUCCUCUCUGCUGGUGGGGUCGACAUCAAUUUUGCUAAGAACAAUGGCAAGAUCGGCGCCAUCCUCUGGGCUGGUUACCCCGGCGAGGAAGGUGGUCGUGCUAUUGCCGAUGUUAUCUUCGGAAAAUACAAUCCUGGAGGGAGACUACCGGUCACAUGGUACACGCAAGACUACGUGGACAAGCUCCCAAUGACGUCGAUGCAACUACGGCCCAACGAUGCCUUGGGUUACCCUGGAAGAACCUACAAAUUCUUCAAUGGAUCAACCGUCUACCCGUUUGGAUACGGCCUGAGCUACACCCACUUCGAUUACUCCAUCAAAUCAUCAAGAAGGUCCCUUGUGACGAAGAAGGGCCCAUACCAACACUGCCAUGCAUUGCACUACAAGUCCGACGCAUACGUUCCACCCUGCCCGUCCUUGCUAGUUGAAGACACCAAGUGCGACCAGACGAUCGACUUUGAGAUUGAGGUUCAUAACAAUGGGACGAUAGAUGGCUCACAUGUCCUGAUGGUCUACUCAAUCCCUCCGGCCGACUACGUUGGGGCCCCAGCAAAACAGCUGGUUGGGUUCCAGAGGGUGUUCGUGCGAGCUGGCCGUUCCGUUACGGCGAAAUUCUCACUCGAUGCAUGCAAGACAUUGAGCAUGGUGACCGACACGGCGUAUAUUGUUCUUCCAUGGGGGGAGCACACUAUCCAGGUUGGUGAUGGAGAUGGUGCUGUGACUUUCCCGGUGGAAGUUAGCUUUCAGUAGGAUAUGGAACGAGAGAUUCAUGGAGGGUUAUUCAACGUAGGGUUGAAUAUCAGGGUUUCUUAGUAGAAUAAGAGAAAGAGAAUCUAAUCUUUUAGUGUUUUUAUUUUAUUUUUUGUAAUUUUUUAUACUUCUUGUUUGAUGCUAAUAGUCAUUGAAAUCUGUUUCAGCGAAAGUAUUUAUGAAAAUUUGCUGUUUGAUGGG